UUUCCCGCGGCCGUUCGCUAUUCAAGUGGAUCGUGGCGGCGGCGGCGGUUGAGUGUAACGGUCGCCCUGCUCCGACGCGACGAUGGCGGCCUUGGGGCCCGGAGGCUACGCGCGGAAUGAUACAGUUGAGAAGCUGCCAUCAGUCGUAGCGGGAGUUCCAGCGCGGAGGGCCCAGUCUUCCCCGCCUCCGGCUCCACCGCUCUGCCUCCGGCGGCGGACGCGACUCCCGGCGGCUCCAGAGGACACGGUGCAGAAUCGGGUAUCACUCGAGAAGGUACUUGGCAUCACAGCCCAGAACAGCAGUGGCCUAACCUGUGACCCCAGCACAGGCCACGUGGCCUACCUGGCAGGCUGUGUGGUGGUGAUUUUGAACCCCAAGGAGAACAAGCAGCAGCACAUUCUUAAUACUGCCAGGAAGUCUCUGAGUGCUCUGGCCUUCUCCCCUGAUGGAAAGUACAUAGUGACGGGGGAGAAUGGGCACAGGCCUGCUGUACGUAUCUGGGACGUGGAAGAGAAGAGUCAGGUGGCGGAAAUGCUGGGCCACAAGUAUGGCGUGGCCUGCGUGGCCUUCUCGCCCAACAUGAAGCACAUUGUGUCCAUGGGCUACCAGCACGACAUGGUGCUCAACGUCUGGGACUGGAAGAAAGACAUCCUGGUGGCCUCCAACAAGGUAUCAUGCCGGGUCAUUGCCCUCUCCUUCUCAGAGGACAGCAGCUAUUUUGUCACUGUCGGGAACCGGCAUGUGAGGUUCUGGUUCUUGGAAGUGUCCACUGAAGCAAAGGUCACAGGCACGGUGCCCCUGGUGGGGCGCUCAGGCAUCCUGGGUGAGCUGCAUGACAACGUCUUCUGUGGUGUGGCUUGUGGCCGGGGCCGGAUGGCAGGCAGUACCUUCUGUGUGUCCUGCUCGGGCCUCCUCUGCCAGUUCAACGAGAAGAGGGUGCUGGAAAAGUGGAUCAACCUGAAGGUCUCCCUGUCUUCCUGCCUCUGUGUCAGCCAGGAGCUCAUCUUCUGUGGCUGCACUGAUGGGAUAGUCCGCAUCUUCCAAGCCCACAGCCUGCAAUACCUCACCAACCUGCCCAAGCCGCACUACCUGGGGGUGGAUGUGGCCCAGGGCCUGGAGCCCAGCUUCCUCUUCCACAGGAAGGCAGAGGCCACCUACCCGGAUACAGUGGCGCUGACCUUUGACCCCACGCACCAGUGGCUGUCCUGCGUGUACAAGGACCACAGCAUCUACAUCUGGGAUGUCAGAGACAUCAACCAAGUAGGCAAGGUGUGGUCGGAGCUCUUCCACAGCUCCUACGUCUGGAACGUGGAGGUGUAUCCUGAGUUUGAAGAUCAGAGAGCUUGUCUACCAUCAGGAUCUUUUCUGACUUGUUCCUCAGACAAUACCAUCCGCUUCUGGAACAUGGACAGCAACCCUGACUCUCACUGGCAGAAGAACAUCUUCAGUAAUACCCUGCUGAAGGUCGUGUAUGUGGAGAACGACAUCCAGCACCUGCAGGAUAUGUCACACUUCCCAGACCGGGGGAGCGAGAAUGCGAUGUCCGUGGACGUGAAAGCUGGGGUUCGAGUCAUGCAGGUCAGUCCUGAUGGCCAACACUUGGCUUCAGGCGACCGAAGUGGAAAUCUGAGGAUCCACGAGCUGCACUUCAUGGACGAGCUGGUCAAGGUGGAGGCCCACGAUGCUGAGGUGCUAUGCCUGGAGUACUCCAAGCCGGAGACAGGGCUGACUUUGCUUGCCUCGGCCAGUCGGGACCGACUGAUCCACGUGCUGAACGUGGAGAAGAACUACAACCUGGAGCAGACCCUGGACGAUCACUCCUCAUCCAUCACGGCCAUCAAGUUCACUGGCAACAGAGACAUCCAGAUGAUCAGCUGUGGCGCCGACAAGAGCAUCUACUUCCGCAGUGCCCAGCGGGCCUCGGAUGGACUGCACUUUGUCCGUACCCACCACGUGGCUGAGAAGACUACCUUGUAUGACAUGGACAUCGACAUUACCCAGAAGUACGUGGCCGUGGCCUGCCAGGACCGCAAUGUGAGAGUCUACAACACCCUGAACGGGAAGCAGAAGAAGUGCUACAAGGGCUCCCAGGGUGACGACGGGUCCCUGCUGAAGGUCCACGUGGACCCCUCUGGCACCUUCCUGGCCACAAGCUGCUCUGACAAAAGCAUCUCAGUGAUUGACUUCUACUCAGGCGAGUGUGUUGCCAAGAUGUUUGGCCAUUCAGAAAUUGUCACCGGCAUGAAGUUCACCUAUGAUUGCCGUCACUUGAUCACCGUGUCUGGAGACAGCUGUGUCUUCAUCUGGCACCUGGGCCCUGAGAUCACCAACUGCAUGAAGCAGCACUUGCUGGAGAUCAACCACCGGGAGCAGCAGCAGAACACGAAGGACGGGAAGUGGAGCGGCCACCCCAGGCAGGAGAUAUAUGCAUCCGUGCCUAGUGAGAUUUGCUCUCUGAGCCCUGGAGAGCAGACAGAGGAUGAGCUGGAGGAAGAAUGUGAAUCUGAAGAGUUGCUGAAGACCCCAUCCAAGGAGAGCUUGGAUCCAGAUCCUCAGUGCCUGCUGACCAACGGCAAGCUGCCGCUCUGGGCGAAGCGGCUGCUAGGAGAUGACGAUGCAGCAGACAGCACGGCCUUCAAUGCCAAGCGCAGCUACCAGCCGCAUGGCCGCUGGGCAGAGCGGGCUGACCAGGAGCCUCUUAAGACCAUCCUGGAUGCCAGGAACCUGGACUGCUACUUCACCCCCAUGAAGCCCGAGAGCCUGGAGGAUUCCAUCCUGGAUGCAGUGGAGUCGCAGAGACUGGCAGGCCUGCUGAGCGAGUCCGAGAGUCCCCAGGAGGACGGCUGCGGGCACCCUUCCUUGUCACCCCCACAGCAGGAGUCUUCUGAGGCCAGCGAGCUCAUCACCUGCCCCCCAGAGACAGAGGUGACAGUCACCGGGAUGGACAGCGAGUACUGUGCGGAGGCGGUGGUGGAGGCAGACGGAGACCAGCAAGGGGACCCCUUCCUCCGGGUCCCCUCAAUCGACUCGAAGAACCGGAGUCCACCUGAGGACUCGGGGGAGUCAGAGGCUGACUUGGAGUGCAGCGUCACCACCAUCCAGUCCUCCCCUCCACAGCCAGACCCAGAGCCUCAGUUUGACACGAUUCCCCCCACACCAGGAUGCCCAGGGAACGCAGGAGAGUUGCCCCGGCCCGAGGUGCCAGGCGUGUCCAACAGCUCCCUGCCCCAGACCCCUGAGCAAGAGAAGUUCCUCCGCCACCACUUCGAGACGCUUACUGAUGCCCACCCUGAGGAGCUCUUCCUCGGAUCCCUGAGAGACCUGAAAGCCCCUGAGACCGAGGACGACUUCUUCAACCCCCGACUGAGCAUCUCAGCCCAGUUCCUCUCCCGCCUUCAGAAGACAUCCAGGUUCCCCCACACCUUCCCUUCCCGGCUGCCCCGGCAUCUCGUGAAGUCCUCGGAGGUCAGACUCACGGACCUUGGGGGCGAGCCCCCAACGGCAGGUGCUGGUUGCACCUCCCCAGUCAGGACCAGCGUCAUCUCUGGAGGAAAGGCUGAGGAGACACUGGAGGUGUGGUCCCCACUGCCCCCCUGCCUCACGGGCCUGGCGCCCUGCAUGCCCUCCUCCUCUGCGCUGCCCACCGACAAGAAGCCACCAGCACCCACAGCCCUACCCACUGCAGGCCUGGCUCGGAGUGUCCACACCCCCACCACCCACUCCCACAUGGAGGCCACUGCCAGUUCCCAUGCCAAGAUGUCCCGCAGCAUUUCCCUGGAGGAGCUGGCCUCCCUGAGCCAGGAGCUCCAGGAUGUCACCACCACAGUGACACCCAGUUCUGAUGGUGAGGGCCGAGAACCUGCCCUGCCCUCCCGGGGCAACCAUGAGGCCCGCGCCAGCCUGAAACUCAGCCUGUCAAGCAUCUGUGAUAGGCUCUUGCUGCCCCCACCCCAACUGGAGCCUCCCACCACAUGUGUCUGGUCCCAGGAGCCUGUGGACACAGAAUGCAAUGUCACUGUUACGACAGAUGGUUUUCCAGCCCACAGCCCUGCGGAUGGGAUCGCCUCGAGGCUCCACAAGUCCGCCUUUCUCCCAAGGUUCCUGGCCCCUGUGCGCCUCAAUACCCCUGUCCCCAACAGUCUCCCGCUCCCAGAAGCCAGGCCUAGGGUCCUUGGCAGCAUCGCCUCUCUCCGGGAGCCCACCCCUGAAGCGCCCAGUCCAGUCCAGGACUGCCCUGGACACUGGGGGGACCCCAGGGCGCCAGCCAGCUUCCUGCCUCCAGACCCCCUGGAGCUGAGCAAUGUGGGGACUGUCGUGCACAGACUGCAGGAUGCCUUCCAGGAAGCCCUGGACCUUUACCACCUGAUGGUCUCCAGUGAUGAGGUGAGCGCCGAACAGCGGCAGGCACGGACUGAGCUGGCCUCCACUUUCCUCUGGAUCCACAGCCAGUUAGAGGCCAGCGACUGGCUAGUGGGGACGGAUGUGGCCACAGCCCAGGCCCCGCCCAGCCCAGGUGGCCCCUCCCCGCCUACCCUGUGCCCCUUGGCCAGCCCAGAUUUGCGUGCCCUGCUGGAACACUACUCAGAGCUGCUGGUGCAGGCCGUGAGGAGGAAGGCACGGGGGGACUGAGGGCCAGCAGCCUCUCCACGCAGCCCUGUGCUUCUGAGGAAAUAGGUAUUUUAAGCAAAUAAACAGACAACUUGCAGAA
Odocoileus virginianus texanus is the source of this 4709-nucleotide messenger RNA. It is a transcript of the gene WDR62, whose product is annotated as WD repeat domain 62. Gene Ontology annotation, cellular component: mitotic spindle. Gene Ontology annotation, biological process: centriole replication. NCBI's taxonomy places the organism in Eukaryota, Metazoa, Chordata, Mammalia, Artiodactyla, Cervidae. The record is from RefSeq and is a predicted model, not a curated record. Gene Ontology annotation, molecular function: protein binding.